Molecule: messenger RNA, 753 nt
Organism: Orycteropus afer afer
Lineage: Eukaryota; Metazoa; Chordata; Mammalia; Tubulidentata; Orycteropodidae
Gene: TMEM156
Product: transmembrane protein 156
Source: RefSeq, a predicted model, not a curated record
AUGGCAAAAACAGCCCUUCUUAAACUAUUUGUGGCAAUAGUUAUCACAGUCAUUUUAAUUUUGCCAGAAUAUUUCACAACACCACAGGAAAACAUAUUGAAGCUAUCAUGUCUGGAAGUCUGUUUACAACCUAAUUUCACCUAUUCACUUUCCUCAUUAAAUUUUUCUUUCAUUACUCUUCUACAACCAGUAAGGGAAACUCAGAUUAUUGGAGGAAUCUCUCUAAAUCAUUCCAACUUUCAAAAUUUCACCAGGAUUUGCCAAGACAUCAUGAGUGAAUUUAAAACAUGCUCCUUAUGUUUGGUUUGUGAGUCCAAAAGAAACAUGGAUUUUAUUUCUCAGGAACAAACAUCAGAAGUUCUUGUCAUGAGAGGAUCAAUGAACGUGAAAGCAAGUGAUUUUCCUUUACCUCCCCAACAUUUUAACUUCACUGCAGCUUUGAUAGUUGACCACUUGGAGGAAUAUAACACUACCUGUUGUCUAAAUACCCACACGAGAAAGCCAGCAGUGAUGGGGGAAGAGCCAACCAAGGAAAAUUUCAUAAACCAUUCUUGUAGAGUUAUAGAAGGCCCGACUAGCUGCAAAAACAUUUCUUUACACCUAGAAAUGGACGUAAAAUAUUUAACUUAUUCCAUGAAGAUCACUUGGUAUGCUUUAGUUCUAUUAGUUUUUAUAUCAUUGAUCAUAUUCAUUAUUCACAAAAUACUUGAAGGCCAUAGGAGAGUACAGAAAUGGCACAGUAAGUAUUUGUAA